Diabrotica balteata is the source of this 795-nucleotide messenger RNA. Lineage: Eukaryota; Metazoa; Arthropoda; Insecta; Coleoptera; Chrysomelidae. The record is from the annotation of a GenBank genome assembly.
AUUUGAGUAAACUCCAAAUGAGCUCCAACGUGGAAUCAAAAAGUUGAAUAAUUAAGGUUUUGUGGAUAUUAUGAAUUAAACCAAUAGUUGUUUUAAGUUAGUUGGAAUCUAAAUAAUUGAAAAUGGCUCCUCCACAGAAGGGCAAGCAAGGUACCAAAGGUGCUAAACAAAUUGUUGAGGAAAAUGUUGCCACAUUAAAGUUUUAUAAAUAUAUGGCAAUUACAUCUAAUGCAGUUUCCCUAAUAAUAUUAUAUUUACUUAGUUCUCCAAUAAGUAUAUUACUAUAUAUGUUUGCCUGUGCUGUAUUUAUUGGAUGCUAUCAAUUUAUGUCAUAUAUGGCCAAAGCAAAGUAUUCAGAGACAGGACAGCUGUUAGAUAGUGGAGUAGACCUAAACAUGGAAGGAGGAAUUGCAGAACAUAUCAAAGACAUCAUAAUUCUUACAUCAGGCUGUCAGCUCCUGGCUUUGAUUUCCAAUUACUUCUGGUAUCUUUGGUUGCUAGCACCUGUUUAUGGAGGUUGGAUAGCUUGGAAGAACAUUAUACAGCCAUAUAUUACCCAACCAACUGCCGCUGAACCAGAAGCAAAUGAAAAGAAGCAAAAGAAGAUGGAAAGAAAAAUGAAGAGAAUGCAGAGAUGAUUGUAAAUGAAUUUUUGCAUGAGUGUGUCAGUAUGUGCGUUUCAAUAUUUAUUGAAUGAUAAUUUGUUUGAUUCUAAGGUUGUGGAAAAUGUAUAUAAGAUAGUAUGUAAAAAUUGUGUAUGAAUGUACUUUAUAUAUAAGUAAUAAUUGGAACAAC